This is a messenger RNA of Dromaius novaehollandiae (emu), 2480 nucleotides long. It is a transcript of the gene SSH3, whose product is annotated as slingshot protein phosphatase 3. The coding region runs from base 56 to 2260 and encodes 734 amino acids. Gene Ontology annotation, molecular function: actin binding; protein tyrosine/serine/threonine phosphatase activity. NCBI's taxonomy places the organism in Eukaryota, Metazoa, Chordata, Aves, Casuariiformes, Dromaiidae. The transcript is spliced from 14 exons. Gene Ontology annotation, cellular component: cytoplasm. Gene Ontology annotation, biological process: negative regulation of actin filament polymerization; protein dephosphorylation; actin cytoskeleton organization. The record is from RefSeq and is a predicted model, not a curated record.
GGCCGGGCCGGGCCGGGCGGGGCGGCGGCGGCGGCGCUUCCUGGUGCGGCGGUGCAUGGCGCUGGUCACAGUGCGGCGGGCGGCGGGCUCCGCCGGGGGCCCCGCCGCGGAGGAAGAUGUGCCCAGGCGUGGCCAGCUGCAACGGCGGCAGAGCUUCGUUGUGGUCAAGGGGGCCGCGCUGCUGCUGCCUGCGGAGGAGCCACCGGAGGCCGAGGCCGAGCCAGGCCCAGCAGUGCCAGCACCAGCGCCACCCUGCGCCGCUCCAGGGCAGCAGGAGCAGCACCUGGAGCUCAUGAUGCGCCUGCUGCGCCCGCAGGACGCCAUCCGGCUGGCAGUGCGGCUGGAGUCAGCACGGCCCCGGCGGCUCCGGUACCUGUUGGUGGUGCGACCUGAGGAGCGGGGCGCUGAGGGGCAGACGGCACUGCUGGGCGUGGACUUCCCACACGAGGGUGCCGCCAGCUGCACCCUGGGCAUGGUGCUGCCCCUCUGGAGCGACACCCAGGUCUUCCUCGACGGCGACGGGGGCUUCAGUGUGACAUCCGGGGGACAGACCCGCAUCUUCAAGCCCAUCUCGGUCCAGACCAUGUGGGCAGUGCUGCAGGAGCUGCACCGGGCCUGUGGCGAGGCGGCCCACGGCGGGCACAUCCCUGGGGGCCCAGCACUGGCCUGGGCCCGGCACUACGCAGCGGCCGUGGCCUCAGAGCAGAGCUGCAUCAACGAGUGGCAGGCAAUGGCUGACCUGGAGUCCGUGCGGCCUGGCUCACCCACGCUGCCUGCCCCCGGGCCGGCGGCGCCGGAGCUGACGGAGCAGGCAGUGCGGGCCAUGCUCCGGGACGUCAUGGCCACCGCGGACCUGGAGAGCGUCACCUCCAAGGAGGUGCGGACGGAGCUGGAGCGCCGCAUGGGGCACAGCCUGGCCCAGCACAAGGACUUCAUCGACAAUGAGAUGCUGCUGGUGUUGGCGCAGAUGGACCGGCCCUCCCGCAUCUUCCCGCACCUCUACCUGGGCUCUGAGUGGAACGCAGCCAACCUGGAGGAGCUACAGCAGAACCGGGUCACCCACAUCCUGAACGUGGCACGGGAGAUCGACAACUUCUUCCCAGCGCUGUUCACCUACAUGAACGUGAGGGUGUACGACGAGGACACGGCCCAGCUCCUGCCCCACUGGAACGACACCUUCCUCUUCCUCUCUGAUGUCCGGGCCCGGCGAGGCCGGGUACUGGUACACUGCCGGAUGGGGCUGAGCCGCUCGGCAGCCACGGUGCUGGCCUACGCCAUGAAGGAGUUUGGGUGGCCCCUGGAGCGGGCACUGCGGCAUGUCCGGCGCUGCCGUCCCGGCGUCGUGCCCAACCCUGGCUUCAUGCGCCAGCUCGACUUCUACCAGGGCAUCCUGCAGGCCAGCCGGCACAGCAGCCUGUGGGAGCCGAAGGCAGCAGAGCGGGCGGUGGAGCCGGACAAGGGCCGCGAGGCCGCGCCGGGGGACGAAGGCGGCCGGUCGCUGUCCCCGCAGCCUCUGGGGCCCGCGGAGGCCAGCGGGCACCUGGCAGGGCUGGGGGUGUCGGGGGCCCCCCGGCGCCCGCGCAUCUCCCUCCGCGCCGUCAUGCGGAGCAUCAGCCAGAUGGAGCCCCCCGAGCUGCCAGAGGAGCCCCUCGACGGGGAGGUGUUUGAUGCCGCGCCGCGGGGCAGCAUCCUGGUGUGCCCCACGGAGGAGGCGGAGGGCCCAGGCGAGCAGGCCCUGGUCGUAGGGCACCAGCGUGGCUCCAAGAGUGCCGCCCCCGGGUGCCCACCACCGUGCCCCUCGGGGGCCCGGCCCUCCUCCCGGCCCCGGCGCGUGGUGCGCCAGGCCAGCCUGGAUGGGGGCCCCACCCCCGAGGAUGGCCCCGCCCCCAACACGACACCCUGGGGGGAGGCUGCCCUGUGCCCUGCCCCUUCCUGUGGCCCUGCCCCCUGCCUGGCCCCGCCCCCCACCUCUGACCCUGCCCCUUGCCCCACCUCUGCCUCCAACCCUGGCCCCGCCCCACUCCCCUCUGACCCCACUCCUUGCCCCACCCCUUCCUCUGGCCCCACCCCCUGCCCUGCCUCCUCCUCUGACCCUACCCUGCUCCCCUCUGACCCUGACCCUUGCCCCACCCCUCCUGGCCCCACCCCCUGCCCUAACUCCAACCCUGAUCCCGCCCCACUCCCCUCUGACCCCACCCCCAGCCCAGCCCACCCACUUCCCUCUAACCCCCAGGGCACUGCCCACAUAGGGGAGCCGUGAGGGAAGGGGGCAGAGCCUGGGCAUAUGGGAGGUGGAGCCAGAGGAGCCAUCCCUGCCCCCCACACACACUGCCUGCACUUUGGGGGCAGAGGUGGUGCUGCCUCACCCCCCCCACACUGCCCUGCUGUGCCCCCAGUGUAGGGGGCAUGGCCAUCCUGUCACUGCAUGUCAGCACCCAGCACCAGCACUCACAAGCCGGAGAAUAAAGAGUGGAAACGGC